GGCAAAAGCCUGUAGUCUUCCUACAGCAUGCUUUUCUAGGAGAUGCUACCCACUGGAUUUCUAACCUGCCCAACAACAGCUUGGGCUUCCUCCUCGCAGAUGCUGGCUAUGAUGUCUGGAUGGGAAACAGCCGAGGGAACACAUGGUCUUUAAAACACAAGACCCUUAAUCCCAGCGAGAAAGCGUUCUGGCAGUUCAGCUUUGAUGAAAUGGGUAAAUACGAUAUUCCAGCAGAGCUGUACUUCAUCAUGAAUAAAACCGGACAGAAGGAUGUGUAUUAUGUUGGUCACUCUGAAGGCACAACAACAGGCUUCAUAGCAUUUUCUACAUACCCUGAGCUGGCUAAACGGGUGAAAAUGUUCGGUGCUCUGGGCCCAGUAACCACAUGCUCACAUGCUACAAGCCCUCUGAUUAAGAUAACAAAUGUUCCUGAAUCACUGCUCAGGUUAAUACUUGGCUACAAAGGAGCCAUGCACCAAAUUGGAUUUCUGAAAGGACCUGUGACACAGUUAUGUACAAGCCUGGAUAAGUUUUGUGGCCACGUACUCUGUAACAUAGCUGGAGGCGACAUAAAAAAUCUGAACACG
This is a messenger RNA of Fulmarus glacialis (Northern fulmar), 587 nucleotides long. Its product is annotated as lysosomal acid lipase/cholesteryl ester hydrolase-like. The record is from RefSeq and is a predicted model, not a curated record. The transcript has 4 exons. Lineage: Eukaryota; Metazoa; Chordata; Aves; Procellariiformes; Procellariidae. The annotation marks the transcript as partial.